AUGGCGGACACGUCCUUUGCUGACGGUGACCUUUUCAUCGGACUGGGUUCGCAACCUGGCUCACAGGGGAAAUUCAAGGUACCACCACCACCAAAAGGCAAAAAGCGCAAGGGCGAGCAAAUCGGCAAUGUCAAGAGGAAACGCGUCAAGCAUCAGCAGCACCCACAGCCGCUCCCGGGGAAGGGUAAAGGCAAGCCCAAGCCGCAGAACACCAAAUGGAAGGAGAAGAAAGAUGCCCAGUCGCGGCAGAUAAAGCGGUCGAGAACCGCGUUCCGCGAGCUGGGGGUGAGUGGGGUCUCGAAGGGGAGUCCAUGGGCCGAUGAUGUCGACUGGGAACGCUGCCGCGACCCCGCAGAAAUGCUCAACGAGGAAGUCACCGCUUUCUACAACUUCGUCACCCCCACCGAGGGCGAAUACGAGGUGCGCAAGCACGUAAUUGAGUUCAUCUCAGCACAAGUCCGCAAGUGGAAGCCCGAGAUGGAGGUUGUCGCGUUUGGCUCCUGGCAGACCCAGCUGUACCUUCCCAUGGGUGAUCUCGACCUCGUCGUUGUCCCUCCACUCACAAGACCGUGGAGCAACAAGGACACGGCCAACUUCUUGACCAACCUCAGCGUGGUCCUCCGCAACUCGGGUAUCGCGGACAAGAUCGCGCUCGUCCUCGGCGCAAAGGUCCCGAUUAUCAAGUUUGUCACACGCCCGCAGUACGGGAACAUCCCCGUCGAUAUCUCCUUUAACCAGACCAACGGCAUUGACUCUGGCAAGAUCAUCACGCAUUACCUGGACGCGUUGCCAGGCGCACGCGAGCUCAUCACCGUCGUCAAGUAUUUCCUCUCCCAACGGCAGAUGAACGAGGUCUUCACUGGCGGCCUGGGAAGCUACUCCGUCAUCUGCCUCGUCAUCAGCUUCAUGCAGAUGCACCCGAAACUCCGGCGGGCGGAAAUGGACGCGCAGCGCAAUCUCGGCACGUUGCUGCUCGAGUUCUUCGAACUGUACGGUCGCAGCUUCAAUUACGACACUGUCGGCAUCUCCAUUCGCCGCGGAGGCCAGUACUUCCUCAAGAGAGACCGCGGUUGGACGAAGAAGGCCGGCAACCCUACACCCUUCCUCCUCUCCAUCGAGGACCCGCAGAACGUUGACAACGACAUCUCGGGCGGCUCGUACGGAUUACCGCGGGUGAAGAUGACUUUUGCCGGCGCCUACGACAUGAUUCGGCAGCGUAUGUUCGACCGCGCAGCGCAGAUCCUCGCCCGUGACGCGCACGACAAGCCGCCGCGCCAACCCCAGAGUCCAGACGAUUAUUCGAUCCUCUCGUGCAUUCUUGGCGUGGAGAAGGACACGAUCGACUUCCGCGAACACAUCGAGGGGCUGUACGAGCAUGGCGACCUCGCGGCCGACCUCGACGCUUUCAUCCAGCGCCACAACGUCAAAGGCGCGCGUUUACAGAACACUCCCCUCCCGCCAUCUUUGCAGAGCAAGCGUCGCGCCCACUCGUCGGACAUGGACCUCGAGAGCGGCGAGACGUCUAAUGCGGAAGGCGGUGGUGAUGGAGAGGUCGAGGAAUACAAGGUCGAGGAGGUCAGCAGGUCCGGCGCGAUUGUCAUCGACGACAGCGAGGUGAGCGACGGCGCGAGCAGCCACACCUCGUCCUCGGGAGAGGAUGAGGAGGAGGACGAGGUGGAAGACCGCCGGAGCGUGAGCGAGGACAAGGGCCUGUACGAAACAGAGUCAGACGCGAGCGACUCGCGAUACACUGCGGCCAUGGACGCUGCCACCAAGAGACGGAAAGGCAAGGGUAAUGCGCGACGGGAUGACGGGGCCUUCAGCGCGGCGUUGGUCGAGGGGGAGGAGGUGGACGAGCUGGACAGCACCAGCGACGAGGAGGCGCCGAAAAAACCCAACGGUGUGUACGCUGCCAGUGCUGGGCCGAGCCGCACCAACUCACCACCUCUGCGUAUACUUGGUGCGAGUGCCAGGAGCGCACCCGCGUCGCCGAAUGGGCGGAGUAAGCGGCCCGAGAGAUGGGUGCGGCCAGCCGAGCGGGCGCGGUACUGGGCUGCCAAGAGUGCCGCCGAGCCCGUCGACCUGACGAACGACUCGGACUAG
Cutaneotrichosporon cavernicola is the source of this 2103-nucleotide messenger RNA. RefSeq lists its product as uncharacterized. The coding region runs from base 1 to 2103 and encodes 700 amino acids. The transcript is spliced from 2 exons. Lineage: Eukaryota; Fungi; Basidiomycota; Tremellomycetes; Trichosporonales; Trichosporonaceae. The record is from RefSeq and is a predicted model, not a curated record. Gene Ontology annotation, biological process: RNA 3'-end processing. Gene Ontology annotation, molecular function: mRNA binding; poly(A) RNA polymerase activity. Gene Ontology annotation, cellular component: nucleolus; TRAMP complex.